Messenger RNA from Oncorhynchus tshawytscha (Chinook salmon), 3971 nucleotides. RefSeq names its product metal transporter CNNM3. Lineage: Eukaryota; Metazoa; Chordata; Actinopteri; Salmoniformes; Salmonidae. Gene Ontology annotation, molecular function: transmembrane transporter activity. Gene Ontology annotation, cellular component: plasma membrane. The transcript has 13 exons. Gene Ontology annotation, biological process: transport; magnesium ion homeostasis. The record is from RefSeq and is a predicted model, not a curated record. The coding region runs from base 32 to 2296 and encodes 754 amino acids.
UUCGCGCAGAGCCCAGCUGCCCAAUUCCAAUAUGGUGGCCAGCUUGGCAGACCUACGGUUCUUGUUGAUGAUAUUGUUGCUCUGCGGGAGGAUCGGGGACGGCGCCUGCAGCCAGCAAGCCCCGCGCGUUCUGGGGUUGCGACUGGAGGACCCAGAAGGCCGGGUGUAUAUGAAGGAGAGGAUCAUCUCUGCGCCGCAAGGGGCCAGUUUCAAGCUCCGGCUGUUCGGCUCGGAUCUGAAUGGUACCUGGCCGUGGGUUGCGUUCGCUGGGGCUAGACUGGGAGAGGCCGGGGCGGUGGGGGAUGCAGCCGACCCGUGUGGGCAGGAGACCCGCCGUGACACCUCCGCCUUCCAGGUCACCGGGGAGGUCACGGCGGACGAGGAGUACAGCGGGCUGAUAGAGGUAAAGGUGCGGGACAAGAGCAUUAUGUCUCUCGCUGCAGGGGAUGAUGCCAACCCGACCUACCACCUGUGUGUGCUGAAGAGCGGGAGUUGGGUGUCAGUGGGACCGGACAGGCUGCGGAUCAACAACGAAAAUGGUCUCCCAGCGGACUACAUCCCUCCGUGGGGUGUGGCGGUGCUGAUUGUGCUGCUGAUCCUGGUGUGUGGGGUGCUGAGGACUGUGAACCUCAGCCUGCUGUGGCUGGACCCUCUGGAGCUCUAUGUCCUGCACAGCUGCGGCUCUGAGGAAGACAAACGGGCCGCCAAGCGCCUCGAGCCCAUCCGGAGAAGGGGCAACUUCCUGGUGUGUUCCCUGCUUUUCCUGUGCGCUCUGGGCCAUUCGGUUCUAGGUGUGCUGCUCUACCGGGCCGUGGGUUCCGUAGCGCCCGCCGUCUUCACCAGUGGGUUCCUCAUCUUCCUGGUGUCAGAGCUGGUUCCACACAUAGUGUGUUCCGGCUACGGCUUCCAGCUGGCCCCAGGCCUCACCUGGCUGGCACAGGUGUGUAUGGUGCUGACGUGCCCACUGUCGUGCCCACUGGGCCUGGUGCUGGAUCUGGCACUGAGGCGUGACAUCAGCACCUGCGGCGUGAGGGAGAGGGCCAUGGAGAUGAUACGCACCAAUGUCAACGACCCCUACAGUGAGUUUGUGAAGGAGGAGUUUAGCCGUGGUGCGCUGCGCAGUAAGACCGUGGAGGACAUCCUGACUCCGCUCAAGGACUGUUUCAUGCUGUCUUCCACCGCUGUGCUGGACUUCUCCACCAUGUCCGAGAUCAUGCAGAGUGGAUACACACGUGUCCCAAUCUACGAAGAGGAGAGGUCCAACAUCGUGGAGAUACUGUACGUGAAGGACCUGGCUCUGGUCGACCCUGAUGACUGUACUCCCAUGACAACUAUCACCAAGUUCUACAACCACCCUCUGCACUUUGUCUUCAACGACACCAAACUGGACGCCAUGCUGGAGGAGUUCAAGAAAGGAAACUCAGCCCUGGCCAUCGUUCAGAAGGUGAACAACGAGGGGGAGGGGGACCCCUUCUACGAGGUGCUGGGAUUGGUCACCUUGGAGGACGUCAUCGAGGAGAUCAUCAAAUCAGAGAUCCUGGAUGAGUCUGACGGAUACAUCGACAUGAAGGUGAAGCGUCCUCUGGCCCCUCUGGAGAUUUCCCUGGAGCCUCGCAGCGUCCACGAAGAAUUCUCUCUGUUCAAACUUCCCGAGGGUGAACCCAAGAUCCGCACCUCUCCCCAGCUACUGCUGGCCACACACCGCUUCCUGUCCAGAGAGGUAGAACACUUCAGCCUGGCCCGUGUGUCAGAGAAGGUGUUGUUCCACCUGCUGCGUCACCCCAGUGUCAACCAGGAAGUCCACUUUGACCCCUCCAACCGCCUGAGCGCAGACCACUACCUUUACACACGCAACCACCCCGUAGACUACUUCAUACUGCUACUACAGGGCCGUGUGGAGGUGGAGAUCGGUAAAGAGGGCUUGAAGUUUGAGAACGGAGCAUUCACAUACUACGGUGUGUCUGCACUCACAUUGCCAACCUCCGUGCACCAGUCUCCAGUGUCGACCCAGCGUCGUUCUCCCAGGGAUCCGUUUGAGUUGGGAGAUGCCACCAGCUCGUCCAGCUACUGUCCUGACUACACCGUCCGUGCCCUCACUGACCUGCAGCUCAUACGGGUGACUCGCAUGCAGUACCUGAAUGCUCUAAUGGCGUCACGUGUUGGCCAGAGCCCAGACCCUUCUGAAAUCAAGAUCCUGCCCAACAGCCAGACCAAGCUGCUCAACGAGAGGAACAUCACCACGCACGAGUUCCCUGAAAACUUUUCUUUCUUUGACAACAUUGACAACUACUGUUAGUGUUUUCUGUGUGCAUGAGGUGGCAGUAAAUCCCAGGAGAGUUCCACAGAAGAGGAGGCUCAUGGGUAAUGCAGUUCUCUCCCUCAGAACGACGUGUGUUACUCAGACGACCAACCGACAGUCACAUGCGACUGUUUUUAGGAGUAGACUUCAUGUGUUUAUCUCUGAAAUGCAGUGAUUGAACCUGGCUAGUGUGAGCGUGUGUGUCGCUGCUGCACCAUCCUCAGCUGUACUUCUCAUUCAUUAUGUUUCGCAUUGAAUCAGCCAUGACUAUUGUGCGUGUGUAUGCAUACCUGUGUGUGUACGCGGUGUGUGUGUCUCCUCCCUGUUGUAAUUCAGCCUCCUUUCCUAAACGUUACAUUGCCUGUUCCUUCAUUUAUUAUCAGUGUGCCAAAGCGACUCACCUUAACCUCCUGUGGGUGUGUGUGCGUGGAUUGUCAAAACCCGUCCGUCCAUCCAAGCAUUAGACAGAGGGUGGUAAAAACAGUUGAUUUGCACUAAAGUGUGGUGAUUUGCUUUAGUCGUUGAGUUAUACGUCCAUUUAUACACUCCCACAUUUCAGACGCAUACAUAUUUGUAUGUAGAGCCAAAUAUUGCUUGUUUCUGUUGUUUAUACCAUUCAAUGCAGUACUUAUUGCUGCCUAAUGAAGGCCUGUAUUUUUUUCUUUAGUUAGUGAUAGAUCGCCCAACAUUUAAUAAAUAUCUAUUUGAACAUUUUCGUAUUUGAACAUUUUCAGUGAACUAUCCCUUUAAGAGAGCUGAUUCGAUGCCUAUUCCUUUGCACAGUCAGACGUUUAGCUUUAGGUCUGAGCUGUGAUGAGCGAGGCAGAUUACGUGAAAGAGGCAGAUUACCCUGACCCACUCUGCUUUCAUGCAUUCUUUUUGUGUGGCCAACAAGAUUCAUGAAGUUGCCGUAGUGUGUGUGUGUGUGUGUAUGUGUGUGUUUGUGUCAUAUCUAAAGCACCUUGUUGAUUCUUCUCAUCCUUGAGUUCCAUUAACAUUCCGCAUCACUUCUGUGUCCAGGUGUGGGAGUGUGUGUCUGCUGUUUGGCUGGCCAUAUGUGUGUUGUCCGUCAGUCUUACAGACUCCUUCAGGAAACUCAAUUUCCCAUGUUGCAGCGUACCUACCCAUGUGUGCAGGGAACACAUCUGUUACCCACUGUCGAGACUGGAAACCUAGAGAACGGCCUGGUCCAGAAUCAACCCCUUGGGCCUUCCCCUAAUGCCUUCCCCUGGCCCAUAGCUGUCUACCCUUUUCUUGUAGGCCUUAGUUAUUGAAUUAAUGUUGGUUGAUCUAAAGAAAAGGUGGUGACUCCACCUAGACUUUGUCAGGCCACGGGGACCUUUCACCAUGACCUAUCUGAUUAAUUCUGAUCUGCAAAUAUCAAACAAAGAGGGGGUAGGAGUCUUUUGGAGUGGAUCAGAGUGCACAGUGCAGACCAUAGCAAAAUGUUUUGCAAUGGAAAAUGAAAAACAAUAAUUUCUUAUUGGACAAGUUCGGGUAGUCCAACCCUGUUUCAGUCGUGUUCUUCUGUUUGGUGCCUAAUGAACAUGACACAGUGUUUCCCAGCGGUCAUGUUAGGGGCCGGCCAUCUUGUUUGCCUCAGUCCUUCCCCACCCUUCUGAGGGAGGGUCUCGUUUUUGUUUAUCUACUUUAACAAUAAAAAAAAAUCAUU